Molecule: messenger RNA, 795 nt
Organism: Hevea brasiliensis (rubber tree)
Lineage: Eukaryota; Viridiplantae; Streptophyta; Magnoliopsida; Malpighiales; Euphorbiaceae
Exons: 1
Coding region: 1-795 (264 amino acids)
Source: RefSeq, a predicted model, not a curated record
AUGAAAAUUAUUAAGAAAAAUGGUUUAGUUGUCUCAGCCAAGAAGAUAAAACUCUUCCAGACUAAAAUUAGAUUUUUAGGUCAUAACAUUGAACAAGGAUCUAUUAUUCCCAUAGACCGAGCCAUUGAAUUUGCCCGCAAAUUUCCUAAUGAAAAAAAAGACAAAACCCAAUUACAGAGAUUCCUAGGUAGUCUUAAUUAUGUUAUUGACUUUUAUAAAAGUUUAGCACAAGAUGCCAAACCACUAUUCCAAAGACUGAAAAAGAAUCCAAAGCCGUGGACCCUAGAACAUACCUUAUCUGUUAAAUGGAUAAAACAAAAGGUCAAAUCACUUCUCUGUCUGGCAAUUCCUCAUCCACAAGCCUUAAAGGUGGUGGAAACUGACGCAUCUGACAUAGGAUACGGUGGCAUCCUAAAACAAAGGAUAGCUGACAAAGAAUCACUAGUCAGAUUUACCAGUGGAAUUUGGACAGGACCUAGAGUUAAUUACUCUACGGUUAAAAAAGAGAUCUUAUCUAUAGUUCUCUGUGUACAAAAGUUUGAAUAUGAUUUAUUGACUCAGAAAUUCCUUAUAAGGGUUGAUUGUAAAAGUGCAAAAGAAAUAUUACUGAAGGAUGUUAAAAACAUCGCAUCUAAACAGAUCUUUGCUAGAUGGCAAGCCAUCUUAUCAGUAUUUGAUUUUGAUACUGAAUUUAUAAAAGGAGAAUCUAACUCGUUGCCUGAUUUCCUAUCCCGUGAAUUUCUUACAGGAUAUGAGUUCAAAGGCAUUGAUAACUCCUUGAAAGCGAACCCAUGA